Perca fluviatilis (European perch) is the source of this 2590-nucleotide messenger RNA. Its product is annotated as nuclear factor 7, ovary-like. Gene Ontology annotation, molecular function: zinc ion binding; protein binding. The transcript is spliced from 3 exons. Lineage: Eukaryota; Metazoa; Chordata; Actinopteri; Perciformes; Percidae. The coding region runs from base 783 to 2168 and encodes 461 amino acids. The record is from RefSeq and is a predicted model, not a curated record.
AGCAGUGAAGGAACUUCGUUAUGUAGGUCCCUUUUUAUUGUAUUGACAUUACAGAACUCUCUCGUUAGCAUGUUCUUGUAGGCUACUUCAGCCUCUAGCGAGGAUCACAAACAAACAUAGUAGUAGUUUUCUCACAAAGAAUAACCUGGCAAACGUUAUAUCUGUAUAACUUGCCUCACAAGUCGUCCUUUGCGAAGCUCCAACACCUGUCGCAAAGUGAUGCAUGCGCAACUCACAUCUGCACUCAACUCACAUUGGGUAUUGACAAGGGCAAAAUAUUCAUCGCCAUCCUAUGAUUCACAAAUUCCCUUCCUGUGGUGUGUUUUUACCGUGGAGACGGCGCCUCUGCCAUCCACAUGAGGUCGAUGUUGCAGGCGAGCACGGGCAGCUGCAACGCCGCCGGAGCGUGCACACCAGCCGGACUCCCAUUGGUCAGCAGCACGUCAAUCAGCAGCUGCAGGUAGACUACACUACUGCGGUUUCAUCAGUCUACACAUCCAGCAUCACCACUCAGGAAUGAGACACACCCCUGUGUUACAGGUCAAGCAACAAUAUUUGGAGGAGAGGUGUGACAGAGCUCCACCCAUCACCUGAGACAAACCAGGAAACAGUUUGUUCUUUGUCCUCACUAAAGAGAGACAGACUGAAAAACAGACAAUCAGAUUCACCUUCAGACCAAACUAACAACUUCCUCUGAGUGAGUUCAGCUACAGGAGAGAAACGUGGAAAACUACCACACUGCUGCUUCAACCUGCUGAUUCUACACACAGUGAAGAGACUAAAUGGCUUCCAGAUCAGAGGAGGAUCUCUGCUGUCCGGUCUGUCAUGAUGUCUUUAGAGAUCCUGUUCUUCUGUCAUGUAGCCACAGCUUCUGUAAAGACUGUCUGAAGAGCUGGUGGACAGAUAGACCGAUCAGAGGCUGUCCAGUUUGUAAGAGAAGAUCUUCAAAGGAUGAACCACCGUUAAACCGGGUGUUAAAGAACCUGUGUGAGAGUUUCUUAGAGGAGAGAGAUCAGAGAGCUUCAGAGGCUCUCUGCAGUCUGCACUCUGAGAAACUCAAACUCUUCUGUCUGGACCAUCAGCAGCCAGUGUGUGUCGUCUGCAGAGAUUCAGAAAAACACUCCAACCACAGAUUCAGACCCAUCGAUGAAGCUACCCGACAACACAAGAAGAAACUUCAGGAAACUCUGGAGCCCUUAAAGAAGAAGUUAAAGGUUUUUGAACAAGUUAAAAUAAAGUUUGCUCAAACAGCAAAACACAUGAAGGUCCAGGCCCGACACACAGAGAGAAAGAUUAAGGAUCAGUUUAAGAAGCUUCACCAGUUUCUAGAAGAGGAAGAGGAGGCCAGGAUGGCUGCACUGAGGGAGGAAGAGGAGCAGAAGAGUCAGAGGAUGAAGGAGAAGAUGGAGGCUCUGAGCAGAGAGAUAGCAGCUCUUUCAGACACAGUCAGAGCCACAGAGGAGGACCUGAGAGCUGAAGACGUCUCAUUCCUGAUCAACUUCAAGACUGCAGUGGAAAGAGUCCAGCAGAGCCCCCUGCUGGAGGAUCCACAGCUGCUCUCAGGAGCUCUGAUAGACGAGGCCAAACACCUGGGCAACCUGAGCUUCAACAUCUGGAACAAGAUGAAGGACAUGGUCUCCUACACUCCUCUGGUUCUGGACCCAAACACUGCUGGUACAGAACUCAUCCUGUCUGAAGAUCUGACCAGUGUGAGACGAGGAAAGUAUAAGCAGCUUCCUGAUAAUCCAGAGAGGAUUGAUAAAUACGGCACUGUCCUGGGCUCUGAAGGCUUUAACUCAGGGACUCACAGCUGGGAUGUGGAGGUUGGAGACAGUGCAGGCUGGGCACUGGGAGUGUUAGCAGAGUCUGUCCAGAGGAAGGGAGACAUACGGUCUGGAUUUUGUUGCUUAGGAUUCGACAAAGGUAAAUACGUAUCACAGUCACCACCAGGCCCAGUCACUGAUCUUAAAGUGCAGAAGAAGCUCCGGAGGAUCAGAGUGACUCUGGACUGGAACAGAGGAAAGCUGUCGUUCUCUGAUCCUGAUACUAACAAUCACAUACACACCUUCACACACACUUUCACUGAGAGGAUGUUUCCAUUCAUUGACACUGAUGAUAAAGUAAAGAUAUUACCUCUGCAAGUCUGUGUGACUGUACAAAAAAAAUAAAUUAUUUUCGGGGUUUAUCUAAAAAGAUCAAACAGAUAAAAUCAGAAAAUUUGGACCAGAAAACUUUGUGAUUGACAGCAGCUUCAAAUGGGUUUUGGUGGUGGGAGGGGCUUCCCUUUGAUUAUAAAUGAUAUCUUUAAAGUGACGUUUUCUUUAAGAGGCUUUUCACUGUUAAACUUUAUUGACCAUGGAACGUUUAAACAUUUAUAACCAACAACCAUCUAUUAAAAGAAAACUGCUGUCUGAAUAUUUAAUGUUGAUGCAUCUUUUAGUCGGUUAUCUUAUGAAUUAAUAUGUUCACAGUGUGGUGAUUAACAUCCUGUAACUUCAACACAGAUUAUAAUUAUAACUCUGUUUAUUCCAGAUUAUUGAUUGUUGUUGGUGAAACUUAAUUUUACAGAAGGUUCUUUAGUUCAUGUUGU